Messenger RNA from Microtus ochrogaster (prairie vole), 1839 nucleotides. RefSeq names its product G protein-coupled receptor 15 ligand (gene Gpr15lg). Gene Ontology annotation, molecular function: G protein-coupled receptor binding. Lineage: Eukaryota; Metazoa; Chordata; Mammalia; Rodentia; Cricetidae. The record is from RefSeq and is a predicted model, not a curated record.
ACACCAUUCCUAAUAGAAAAAAGGAGCCCUGGGUGUCAAGUCAUCUGUCUACCCAACCAAAAGACACCAUGUCAUAUAACUCCCCCGUGGUCGAGGACAUUCACCACAACCUGAUCUGCCAUACCAGCCACUGCUCUACCUCACCCUAUCUACUCCAUCUCUGCACGACCUUCUCCUCUUCCUCCCGCAAAUGACUAGACAACGUCUUUCGUGGGCAUUUGGCAUGAUACGAUGUAGGGUGACAGUCACCUCUUUGCACAGCCAUCUCCAGGGCCAGGCACAGUGGUUGAGAGCACAUCUCAGCAAAGAGCAUGUGUCUAAGGGAUGGGUGACCUAGCAUCCUGCAUCUGUGACACGUUUCCUAAUUCCUCCCAUCAAACUCCCCAUGCCAAUGCCUUGCUCAGGCAAAUGUGUAACACUCUUUUCAUCCAAGAACCUUGCCAGUUGCCUACCAUGGGCUAGCUGUGGCCACCACACAAUCUAACAAUGGCACAAGUGCCCAGCUUGGUACAGAUGACUUCUGGAGCACGUUCUCAUGCAUCUCUGUAUCCAACCGCCUAUGGACAGGAGACUCAGCGACAUUUAAUGACAGCAAGUUCAAGAUAACACUGCUGAUAAGUGGGAGAGAAAGGAUUCAAACCCCAGACUGUUUGGCUCUCCCUAAGGCUUUGCCUGUGGUUUUAUGGCCCCUUUCCCAGCCAUAUUUGCAAGAAAGCAGGAAGAUCUUCAUUUGAUGGGGUUAUUGCUGACUCUAAAAGUUAACGUUCAACCCCGGACAGUGGCUUUUCCUUCUCUAACCACUGAGAUCACUACAGCACUCAGGGCUACACACUGACAAGUCCCUGCAACAAGUCACCUAAUUCUCUGGCUUCUUGAAGAGCUGGUUUAUUGUCCUAUAGGGAGGGGCUGACUGUACUUAGGAGACCUCUAGGGCAGAGAAGCCUUGCCUAUGGGGCAACGCCUCUCUCUGUCACUCUAUAAAUGUCUUCCGCAGCCAAAAGGAGGCCUUCUGUGGCGCUGCUCCCUCCCUCGCUGUGAGACUCCAGCUAUUUCACCAUGAGAGUUCUAGCCCUUUCCAGUCUGCUCUGCGUGCUGCUUCUCUGGUUCUGCAUUCUCUCCUCAGAAGGGAGGAGGCAUCCCCCCAAGUUCUCAAAAUCCAGGCUCUGCUGCUACCCUUUUCCUAGAUCCAAACAGCUAAACCAGAAAGGAAACUACACCAGGAUCUGCAGACUAUGCAAAAGCAAGCCACCAUCCAAGUCCUGGGUGGUACCCGGUGCUCUCCCACAGGUAUAGAGCACCUGAAGCAUAGCUGCACCCUGAUGACCUUCAUGCCCAGCUGUGGAGACACCAGAAGCCUUGAUUUGUCCCCUGCCAAUUUUCAUGGCACCAGUGAAUUGUAACACUGGGAGACUUCACUUCAGAGACCCAGGAACAUUCCAGAAUUCUCUACGUUCUGGUUCCAAUGGUACCACCAACCUUCAGAGUCACCAUGAUCUAGGCUCGGCCCACAUGUCUUCGUGGCUCCUCCAAAGUGAAAGUCAAAGAUUCCUCCUGUGGGAGCUACAACUCUAGAGAUUUCAAAGGUGGCCAGAGCACAGAAUAGCAAGACCUCUAUGUGAUCAGCCAGGACUACAGCAUCUCAGGCACCCACAGACAGUCCCAAAUUCCUAGCCUUUAACCAAUGGUCUCCGAACCAACUCCUGUAACUUCCUGAUGUUCAUCAUCAGGAGAGCAUCAAAAAUAAUAAAUAAUAAAUUGGCAUACACACUAUGCGUGGAGCAUCCUUGUCUGGGAAAGUAAUGUGGCCUGAACUACAACAUUGUGCUAAGAGGAAAGUUU